GGUGUUCCACGAUGAAAUUCCUGCUGAAAAAAUGUCUGCGCAAGAAGGCGCCCGAGAUGAAGCCAGGCGCCAUACUGGACGCUGUCAUCUCCCAAUCCUCGGCGACCGCAUGCAAAUGCUUGCUCUAUAAACUGGCCGACUAUAAACGAGGUGGUGAUCUGAUCGAUGCGAUCAAUACGGGUGGCCUGAUUGCCGUGGAGCAAUUGAUCCGGGAACAGUUUGGCGUCUUCAUGUACAACGAUGGCAAGGGUCAGAUAAUCAAUCGGGCGGAGUUUCUGCGCUGGAAAUAUCGUGAUCAUACGGAGGUGACCAUACCGAUUGAGGCAUCGCUAUCGAUACACGAUCCGUUGGGCAAAUGGGAGGAUCACAAGGCCUGCUGGCAGAUGCAAUAUCGUGGCGCACUCGGCGAGAGUCUGCUCCACGUGCUCAUCAUUUGUGACUCGAAAAUCCAUACGAAAUUGGCCCGCGUCCUGCUGCGCGUUUUUCCCAAUCUCGCGCUAGACGUCAUGGAGGGUGAAGAGUAUUUGGGCGCCAGUGCACUGCAUCUGUCCAUUGCGUAUAGCAAUAAUGAGCUUGUCGCCGAUCUAAUCGAAGCUGGGGCCGAUAUCAAUCAGCGGGCGAUUGGCAGUUUCUUUUUGCCGCGCGAUCAGCAACGCAUGAAUCCGGCGAAGAGCACCGAUUACGAGGGAUUGGCCUACAUGGGUGAGUAUCCAUUGGCCUGGGCAGCCUGCUGUGCCAAUGAGAGCGUCUAUAAUUUGCUCGUCGAUUGUGGUGCCGAUCCGGAUGCACAGGAUUCGUUUGGCAACAUGAUACUCCAUAUGGUUGUCGUCUGCGACAAACUGGACAUGUUCGGCUAUGCGCUGCGCCAUCCAAAGACGCCGGCCAAAAACGGCAUUGUCAACCAGACGGGUCUGACACCGCUCACCCUUGCCUGUAAGCUGGGCCGUGCCGAAGUCUUUCGCGAAAUGUUGGAGCUGUCCGCUCGCGAAUUCUGGCGCUACAGCAACAUCACCUGCUCCGGCUAUCCAUUGAAUGCCCUGGACACGCUACUACCAGACGGACGCACCAACUGGAAUUCGGCGCUGUUCAUCAUCUUGAAUGGAACAAAGCCGGAGCACUUGGACAUGUUGGAUGGUGGCAUUAUACAGCGUCUGCUCGAGGAGAAAUGGAAAACAUUUGCCCAGAAUCAGUUUCUGAAGCGUCUGCUCAUCUUGUCUACGCAUUUGCUUUGCCUAUCCGUAUCCGUUUAUCUGCGUCCCGUACACGAUGGCGAGGACAAUGGCGAGGACAAUGGCGAUGGACCAGCGACAGUUGCGCUCCGGGAACUGGAUGCCAAUGGUGAUGGCGAGUCAGAUGGCGAUGCGGAUGCGGAUGCGAAUGGAGAUGAUUACAAUGCUCAGACUGUGGCGCGAUAUUGUGCCGAACUGGCGACCAUCGCUGGUGUGCUGAGCUAUGUCGUCUUCCAACAGGGUGACGAGAUCAAGAAUCAAGGCCUAUCCGCCUUUCUCAAGCAGCUAUCGCACGCUCCAGCGAAGGCAAUCUUUUUGUUUUCCAACCUGCUCAUCCUGGCCUGUAUACCAUUUCGAUUGGUUGGCGAUACGGACACCGAGGAGGCCAUAUUAAUAUUUGCUGUGCCCGGCAGUUGGUUUCUGCUCAUGUUUUUUGCCGGAGCGAUACGUUUGACGGGGCCAUUUGUGACAAUGAUAUAUUCGAUGAUUACGGGUGAUAUGUUCACCUUUGGCAUCAUCUACGCAAUUGUCCUGUGCGGCUUCUCGCAGGCCUUCUACUUCCUCUACAAGGGACAUCCGCAAGUGCAGUCGACCAUGUUCAAUACCUAUACCAGCACCUGGAUGGCCCUCUUCCAAACCACACUGGGCGAUUAUAAUUAUCCCGAUCUGAAUCAGACAACCUAUCCGAACCUAUCGAAAACGGUGUUUGUCAUAUUCAUGAUAUUUGUGCCGAUCCUGUUGCUGAACAUGUUGAUUGCCAUGAUGGGCAACACGUAUGUGACCGUUAUCGAGCAGUCGGAGAAGGAGUGGAUGAAACAAUGGGCCAAAAUUGUUGUCACAUUGGAGCGUGCCGUUCCACAAGCGGACGCCAAGGGCUAUCUGGAGGCAUACUCUAUACCCCUGGGACCCGCCGACGAUACCGGCUUCGAGGUACGUGGCGUGAUGGUCAUCAAGAGCAAGAGCAAAACGAGGGCCAAGCAGCGCAAGGGCGCCGUCUCCAACUGGAAGCGAGUUGGACGCGUUACGUUGACGGCUCUAAAGAAACGUGGCAUGACCGGGGAGGAGAUGCGGCGCUUGAUGUGGGGACGCGCCUCCAUCUCGAGUCCGGUUAAGGUGGCCAAGCAGAAGCUGAAGGAUCCGUAUAAUCUGCACACCGAAUCCGAUUUUACCAAUGCCAUGGAUAUGCUCACCUUUGCCAACAAUCCGGCGUCAAGCAAUGGCGUCCCAUUGCGUACGACGACAGCAGGAACACCAGGCGGAACAGCUGUCGGAACAGGCGCAGGAGUAGGCGCAGCAACAGGCGUAACAGUUGCUGCCAUUGUGCCAGAUCCGUUUCGUGAGCUAAUACUGAUGUCGGAUCAGCGGCCGGAGACGCAUGAUCCGCACUACUUUGCCGGACUGCAGCAGCUGGCGAAUAAGGCAUUCGAUCUGGUCGAGCAAACGUUGAAGACACAGCCACAGCUAACCAAGAAGCUGCCCGAAGCAACUCCUAUUCCGGUUGCAGCCCCGAAGACGCCAGCUGCAGCUGCUCCCCCAUCGCCUGCUUUGCCAAUGGCCAUGACCACACUUUUCCAGGAUCCCAAGGAUGUGGUCGAUCCCAAGAAGCUGGAGGAGUUCAUGAACAUGCUGGCCGAAGUGGAGACGGAGGAGAGCGACAGUGGUGGCCCCAUUUUGGGCAAACUAUCACUGGCGAAGCGCACCCACAACGCCCUCUCCAAGGCGGACAUCAAGCGGACGAACAACUUCGAUGGCAACCAGGUCAUGUCAUCCGUCUGGGGUCAACAAUUGCCCGAUUUGGACUUGGGUUUUAAUUUCGAUGAGGAGGCGGUUGCGGAGGAGGUGCUGACCAUUGAGCAGGAGGCCGAAGUGGAGACCGAGGAUGGCAACGGAUGUGGUGGACAGGACAGCGAUGAUUUGCCAACUGCCGAGCAGGUGCAUGCCACAAUGCAACAGUUCCAUUUGCGCAAAUGCCAGCCCACACAGGAUGAGGCAGCUCGUCGCGCUAAAAGCGCCAGGAUUCGACGCAAAAACAAAGUUUCCCCGGAGGAGAGCGAUGCGGAGCUGGAGAUGAAGCGACAGCAGACAACACGGGGACGUUCAGCACAUGCGAGGAAAGCGGGAUCGCCACCCGAUCCCUUGGAGCCAUGGAGUACGAGGGAGCUGCAGGACAUAAAUAAGAUAUUGGCCAGCAAGAAAUGAGCAACAUGAAUUUUACUUGUUAUUUGUUUUUGUUCUUGUUUCUUUUUACAUUUUUGGGUUUGCUUAAUUUAACUAAAUACACAUGAUCUUCGGUACGAGCAGCAAAGCUUAUGCUAUAUAGAUACCCAUGAGAGAGGGAGAGAGAGAGAAACAGAGAGAGUGAGAAAAAGAGAGAG
Molecule: messenger RNA, 3604 nt
Organism: Drosophila grimshawi
Lineage: Eukaryota; Metazoa; Arthropoda; Insecta; Diptera; Drosophilidae
Gene: iav
Exons: 9
Coding region: 12-3428 (1138 amino acids)
Biological process (GO): calcium ion import across plasma membrane
Cellular component (GO): membrane
Molecular function (GO): calcium channel activity; protein binding
Source: RefSeq, a predicted model, not a curated record